GCACUGGUAUCUUCAGGAUCUGCUCAAUAGAACACCAUCAUGUGAUACUGGGAUAAGGUGGAGUUCAGCUUUAAGGGGGUGUCUCCAGCUCGCCUCACAAAUCUUUAGGAUCAGAGCUGGAGAAAUACCAGUGGAUGUUUUCCCCAUUGCCUGGCUCCUUGUUCUCGAUCCACCCUUCUGCUCAAACCCUCACCAAAUCAAGGAACAGAGGGAAAUACGAUCAAUUACAAGACAGCAAUUCUGUCUGAGAUUAAAGUGAUCGGAGUUGCUGAUUUGCCUUUGACCCAAUGUCAGCUGCACGUUAGUGACCAGCCAGUCAACAGUAGAAAAUCAAUUAGAUUGUUAUCAAGGUUAUCAAAGAAAUGAAGUGACAGCUUUUGGUGAGAUCCUGCUGCUUGAGUGAUGAGAACAUUUUGAGCUUCUGAAACCAUUCGGAAGAAACUCAGUGCAGUCGAGACCAAUGCAGGGCAUGGACGCAAGUUCCAACAACAUGAACACAUCAUUUCUCUCCUCUGCUGGGAAUCAGUCCAUCCACCUGAACUUUUCAGAGAAGAAUUCCAGAACCAUACACUUCCACGAUGAAGAUUGCCACAUGCCAUUGGCCAUGGUCUUCACCUUGGCUCUGGUUUAUGGGGCUGUGAUCAUUCUUGGUGUUUCUGGAAAUCUAGCCUUGAUUAUCAUCAUCUUAAAACAGAAGGAGAUGCGCAAUGUUACCAACAUCCUUAUUGUCAACCUUUCCUUCUCAGACCUUCUAAUGACCAUCAUGUGUCUCCCCUUCACUUUUGUAUACACUUUAAUGGACCACUGGAUUUUCGGGGAGGCCAUGUGCAAGCUGAAUCCUUUUGUGCAGUGUGUCUCAAUCACAGUCUCGGUUUUCUCUUUGGUCCUCAUCGCAAUUGAACGCCACCAGCUGAUCAUCAACCCUCGAGGGUGGAGGCCGAAUAACAGACAUGCCUACCUAGGGGUUGCUGCCAUCUGGAUUCUAGCCAUGGCUUCCUCCUUGCCUUUCCUGGUUUAUCAUGUAUUAACUGAUGAACCCUUCAAAAAUAUAACCAUCGAUGAAUAUAAGGACAAAUAUGUGUGCUUGGACUUGUUCCCUUUGGACACUAUCAGGCUUUCUUAUACCACAGCUCUGUUGGUGAUACAGUACUUUGGACCACUUUGUUUUAUAUUUAUUUGCUACUUAAAGAUAUACAUACGCUUAAAACGAAGGAACAACAUGAUGGACAAGAUGCGAGACAAUAAAUAUAGAUCCACUGAAACCAAAAGGAUCAACAUCAUGCUGAUCUCUAUUGUGGUUGCAUUUGCAGUCUGCUGGCUACCUCUUACCAUCUUUAAUAUUGUGUUUGACUGGAAUCAUGAAAUUCUACCUGUUGCCACCUGCAGCCACAAUUUGUUGUUCUUGAUUUGCCACCUCACAGCCAUGAUCUCUACUUGUGUGAACCCUAUCUUUUAUGGAUUUCUCAACAAGAACUUCCAGAGGGACUUGCAAUUUUUCUUUCAUUUUUGUGAUUUUCGCUCCAGGGAUGAUGAUUAUGAGACUAUAGCCAUGUCCACCAUGCAUACAGAUAUUUCGAAGACCUCUUUGAAGCAAGCAAGCCCAGUAGCAUUUAAAAAAAUAAAUAAUGAUUAUGAUGAAAAAAUAUAACCCCCCAUCUAACCCAAAAUGUUGGCAGUAUGGUCACAGGUGAUAUGGGCCCAAGGAAAAGCACAAACUUGUAACAAAAUGGGUAAUGUUUUUUCUUUUUUUAAGGAACUCUUUUGUCACUUUGAAAUCAUAUGCUGUGCAUUUUUCCCUAUUGAUGCUUUCAUAUUCACAGCAGUUAUAUUUGAAUCACACUAUAAGACAUUGUUGGACCUGCUUCUAUUUAGGGUUUUCAUCAGCUGUCUUUUGUUGCAAAGUUAUGCACGUCUGCACUAAGAUUUAUCUAUUGUAUUUAUCAAAAAUGAAUAUUUUUUCAGCAGUGUGAAUAGAUACAAAUCCAUUGGAAACAAUAGUGGUCUGAAUGAGACUAUCACUAAAGAAGACAUCUAGUCUGGCAUAAAAUUAGAUCAUUCUGAAUUGAAGAGCUUUAUUUUUUUUAAUCCAGUUUUAGAGCAGUAUUAAAUAAAAGCCUAUUUGCUGGAAUAACCAGACAAGAAUGACUCCCUGACAAACCCUUAGAUUAAAUUAAAUUAAAUGGUGUUUUUUAAUCAAUUAGGAUCAAAGAAAGAAUUAAGGGCCAAUUUCUGUUCUUAUUUAUACUACUGAAAAUCCAGAGUAAUUCCUGAGUGCAGUGGAGUUUCACCAGUGUAACUCUUAGCAGAAUUUAGCUCUUAAUCCUGUCUUUGAAUUUAAUCCUAACAUUUUACAGCUAAAUU
Malaclemys terrapin pileata is the source of this 2361-nucleotide messenger RNA. RefSeq names its product neuropeptide Y receptor Y1 (gene NPY1R). Gene Ontology annotation, cellular component: plasma membrane; neuron projection. The record is from RefSeq and is a predicted model, not a curated record. Bases 461 to 1648 code for a protein of 395 amino acids. The transcript is spliced from 4 exons. Gene Ontology annotation, molecular function: neuropeptide binding; neuropeptide Y receptor activity. Gene Ontology annotation, biological process: G protein-coupled receptor signaling pathway. NCBI's taxonomy places the organism in Eukaryota, Metazoa, Chordata, Testudines, Emydidae.